GCUGCUGCACCAGCCUCGUGACCUCCUUCCUUCCGAAGCAAACACGAGGGCGUACGACGACGACGACGACUUCCCCUCCCCCGCGGCAGAGCUUUCUCCCCUUUCCCCUCUCCCCGUUCCCCAACUCAAAUCCCAGACCAUCACCCGAUCCCAUCCCGUCUCCGGCGACCCCGAGCUGCGCUGCCACGCGCAGCUGCUGAGAGAGGCGACGCAGCCACCACGCCACGACCACGGCCAUGGACGAGGGCUACGCCAACCUCCCCACCAGCCACCUGCUCGGCUCGGUCCCCGCCGUGACUCCCGAGGACAGGAAGCCCGGUGUCGGUGGCCCCGCCGCCCAAGAUGCUGCUUCCACCUCGCGGUUGCAGGAGUUCCCGCCUGCUCUUGGUGGUAAUGGAGGGGGGUAUCGGCCUCCAGGCGUCCCUGCAGAUGGAGAUGUAGAAAACCAAGCAAAUUGGAAAGGAUACUUCAAUGUUGCAUCUUACGCUCCAUACUUCAAUGUUGAUACUGAUGUAGUAGUUGACAGGCUUGUCAGUUCUGUUUAUCCAAUGGAUGGUUUUUUCAGGAAGAUUGAUGCUAAUCCUGACAUGUAUGGGCCCUUAUGGAUCACCACUACUCUGAUAUUCAUGCUAGCUGCGUUCGGUAACUUUGCCACUUAUCUUAUGCAAACGAAAAAGGAUCUGGACAUAUGGAACUUUGAUGUUGGUUAUUUCAAUUGGGCGGCAUCAGUCAUGUAUGGUUAUGCUAUCAUUGUGCCCGCUGUAUUCUUUUUCCUGUUUCAGUAUUUUGGAUCACGCCCAAGUCUUGUUCGAUUUUGGUGUAUGUGGGGCUAUUCUCUGUUUGUCUUCAUACCGGCAUCUGUACUUUUGCUCAUUCCUGUGGAAUUUCUUCGGUGGGUCAUCAUAGCUCUUGCUGGUGGUGCAUCAUCUUGGUUCAUCGCUUUAAACUUGAAGGAAUGCACGGGAAGUGCUGAUAUGAUGGUUUUGAUAGCCAGUGCAGCAGUGCUGCAGUUUGUUCUGGCACUGUUCAUCAAGGUUUUCUUUUUUGCCUGAGAUUUUCUUGUUGAUUUUGCUAAGGCGAGCUGAUGUGCUCUUUGUCGACAUCAUGUUUUGGCAAACAUCUUUUAAAGGACAAGGCGGACUAGUUUUACCCGACAAUUUGACUUACAUAUUGACGCUGGAUUGCUAAGCCUCAGGCAUUGUGCAAUUUAAAAUGUCUAAUUUGCAAGUUCUUUUCUUUUCAACUCUUGCUCGUGUAGUCACAGAAUUUUACUGCUUGCCCCGGUACAAAGUUACUGCGUUUGUCACUUAAAGAUGUACUUUAUGAACUUUGUACAACUUGUACGCACAAUAACAUUCUCUGUCUUCUCACGUUGGUAAGUAAGAAUACGCACAGUUUGUACU
Molecule: messenger RNA, 1403 nt
Organism: Phragmites australis (common reed)
Lineage: Eukaryota; Viridiplantae; Streptophyta; Magnoliopsida; Poales; Poaceae
Exons: 7
Coding region: 237-1052 (271 amino acids)
Biological process (GO): vesicle-mediated transport
Cellular component (GO): membrane; Golgi apparatus
Molecular function (GO): small GTPase binding
Source: RefSeq, a predicted model, not a curated record